CAAAUGAACUCAUUCAUUCCUAUGACAGGUCACUACCAAGUCGUACCGUCUUAUAUUUAAAAGUGUAUCGGUGCUUGCGAAGGGACUAUACAGGUAUACUAUGCGAUCGAUGUGUAGCAUAUAAGAAGGCUUUUACUGUUUAUGAUCAUCUGGAAUCCAGGUAUACGCUCGAGUACCUGAGCACAUACGUUAGUGACACACAACUGCACCUUUUGCGAUAAACACUGUUGGCAGGUGUGCCACCCCCACACUUUUAUUUUUAUGUCCACCAUAACUAGCACCACUACUCAGCGUAGUAUAGGCCCCCACAACACUACCCUUAAGUUAAUAAUGGAGGAGUUACAGUCAUAUUUAUCGGGUCCAUCCACCGUAGCCCUGGCGCUGCUUGCUGUGGUGACUGUGGGCUGGAUCUUGCUGGCUGGGUUCAGUCCCCAAGAGCCGAACUACACGCCCCCCUUUGCAAUACAAUCCAGUGAACACAAAGCUUCUGUGAUAGUACCGGCGUAUCAGGAACAGCCGAAUAUCCGACCACUGUGCGAGCGUGUGUUCAAAGCUACACGGGCUGACGACCUGGCGAUUGAGCUGAUCAUCGUCGACGACAACUCGAAUGAUGGAUCGGAGGAAGUGGUAAAGGAGUUACAGGCUGAAGGGUACGAUAUUAAGAUCGAAGUGCGCACCAAAGUGCGGGGGCUAUCAACUGCUGUUAUGCACGGCUUUGAUAAGGCCAAGAAUGAGGUCAUGAUGGUGAUGGACGCCGACCUGCAACACCCCCCAGAAAUUGUACCCAAGCUGUUGCGGCCGUUGCUAAGCAACAAAGCACACUUUGCCAUAGGCACACGGUAUGCUGUGGGAGGGGGUACUGAGAACUGGGCCUUCCACCGACGCCUAAUAAGCUGGACGGCCACGGCGCUGGCAUGGCCUAUAGCGCCUGUGUCUGACCCUAUGACUGGGUUGUUUGCAAUCCGUAAAUCCCUGUACGCUACUGGAAGAGAUCUGGAUCCUCGGGGUUUCAAGAUUGGGCUGGAGUUGAUGGUUAAGUGCGCGCCACAUCACACGGCUGAGGUGCCGUAUCUGUUCGGUGGACGACUUCUGGGAGAGAGUAAGCUGGAGACCAAAGCACAGGUGGACUUUAUUGUCCAUAUGAUGAUGUUGUAUUGGUAUAAGCUGCCCACAUUAAUCACCUCGCCUAAGGUGGUAUUCUUCGUAGCUGCUUUAGCUAUGGUCACGAUGCAGCUAGUGUCCACGGUUUGGGAUACGAAAAAGCAUGUUUGAGGGUUUCGUCGCAGAUUGUCUCCGUUACCACUACGUUAUCUAGGUAAUGCUUCUUGUAGCGUACUUUUACCCAAGUAUAUAAAUAUAUAUAUGUAUAUCAAUAUGCAAGUUGAAGUAAAUUUAGUGUG
Sphaeroforma arctica JP610 is the source of this 1400-nucleotide messenger RNA. RefSeq lists its product as hypothetical. Gene Ontology annotation, molecular function: dolichyl-phosphate beta-D-mannosyltransferase activity. Bases 262 to 1272 code for a protein of 336 amino acids. Gene Ontology annotation, cellular component: endoplasmic reticulum membrane. Gene Ontology annotation, biological process: GPI anchor biosynthetic process; protein O-linked glycosylation via mannose. NCBI's taxonomy places the organism in Eukaryota, Ichthyosporea, Ichthyophonida. The record is from RefSeq and is a predicted model, not a curated record. The transcript has a single exon.